AUGCUCUUCUCCCACCCUAUUCGCCUUCCCUGGACAUCACUGCGAUCACUGAGGCCCCUUCAAUCUAAGAGGUUUUUCUCCGCAUCUCGCCCCCGGUUCACCAUCGAGAUGGCGACCGUGGAUACCACACAACGCCUCUCGCAGCUGCGGCAGCUGAUGCGAGAUAACAAGGUUGAUGUUUACAUCGUUCCCUCCGAAGAUAGCCACCAGUCCGAGUAUAUCGCGCCUUGCGACGGCCGACGAGAAUAUAUCUCCGGGUUCUCUGGCUCCGCCGGCACUGCCAUUAUUUCUCUGAGCAAGGCCGCUCUGUCCACCGACGGUCGUUAUUUCAACCAGGCCGCCAAACAACUCGAUGGCAAUUGGCAGCUUCUCAAGCGUGGUAUCGAAGGUGUGCCCACAUGGCAGGAGUGGACUACGGAACAAUCCCAAGGCGGCAAGGCCGUUGGUGUUGACCCGUCCUUGAUCACGGCUUCUGGUGCACGCAAACUCGCCGAGACCCUCGAGAAGAACGGCUCCUCGCUGGUGGGAAUCCAACAAAACCUGGUUGAUCUGGUUUGGGGCAAGGACCGCCCAGCGCGUCCUAGCGAGAAAGUGCGCGCGCACCCAAUUAAGUAUGCCGGUCGUCCAUUCCAAGAGAAGAUCGCCGAGCUGCGCAAGGAUUUGGAGACUAAGAAGAAGGCCGGAUUCAUCAUUUCUGUGCUCGACGAGAUUGCCUGGCUAUUCAACCUGCGUGGAAACGAUAUUCCCUACAACCCGGUGUUUUUCUCCUACGCGGUUAUCACCCCAACCACCGCAGAGCUCUAUGUGGAUGAUGAGAAGCUUACACCCGAGGUCAAGGCCCAGCUUGGCCAAGACGUUGUCAUCAAGCCAUAUGAUUCCAUUUUUGCCGAUGCUAAAGCUCUCAGUGUGGCCAGAAGCCAAUCAGCUGAUGAAACAGCCGCCAAGUUCCUUCUGUCUAACAAGGCUUCGUGGGCUCUCAGCCUAAACCUUGGCGGCGAGGAUCAGGUCGAGGAAGCUCGUAGCCCGGUCGCAGAUGCCAAGGCUGUCAAGAACGAGACAGAAUUGGAGGGCAUGCGUGCCUGUCACAUCCGUGAUGGUGCUGCACUGACCGAAUACUUUGCUUGGCUUGAGAAUGAGCUCAUCAGCAAGAAGACUGUCAUGGACGAGGUUGACGGCGCCGAUAAGCUGGAGCAAAUUCGCUCCAAGCACGAUCUCUUUGCUGGUCUUUCCUUCGAUACCAUCUCUUCUACCGGUCCUAAUGGCGCUGUGAUCCACUACAAGCCUGAGAAGGGUAGCUGUGCGACCAUUGACCCGACCGCCAUCUACCUCUGUGACUCCGGUUGCCAGUACUUUGAUGGAACUACUGAUACCACUCGGACUUUCCACUUUGGUCAACCCAACGACUUUGAGAAGCGUGCUUUCACCUUGGUCCUGAAGGGAAUGAUUGGAAUUGACACUGCUGUCUUCCCCAAGGGAACCAGUGGCUUUGCUAUCGACGUUUUGGCUCGCCAGCACCUCUGGAAAGAAGGCUUGGAUUUCCUCCACGGCACUGGACAUGGCGUUGGCUCCUACCUGAACGUGCACGAAGGUCCCAUGGGUAUCGGGACUCGUGUGCAGUACACCGAAGUCCCGAUCGCGGCUGGAAAUGUCAUCUCGGAUGAACCCGGCUACUACGAGGACGGCAAGUUCGGUAUUCGCAUUGAGAAUAUCGUCAUGUGUCGCGAAGUUACUACUCCCCACAAAUUUGGCGAUAAGCAAUGGCUGGGCUUCGAGCAUGUCACCAUGACCCCCAUUGGUCGCAACCUGAUCGAGCCUUCUCUGCUGAGCGACUCGGAACUCAAGUGGGUGAACGACUACCAUGCUGAAGUGUGGGAUAAGACCCACCACUUCUUCAACAACGACGAGUUGAGCCGGAAGUGGCUUGAGCGUGAGACCAAGCCUAUUUCCAAGUAG
This is a messenger RNA of Penicillium waksmanii, 1953 nucleotides long. It is a transcript of the gene ampp, whose product is annotated as aminopeptidase P. Lineage: Eukaryota; Fungi; Ascomycota; Eurotiomycetes; Eurotiales; Aspergillaceae. Bases 1 to 1953 code for a protein of 650 amino acids. Gene Ontology annotation, molecular function: metalloaminopeptidase activity. The record is from RefSeq and is a predicted model, not a curated record. The transcript has 10 exons.